This is a messenger RNA of Trematomus bernacchii (emerald rockcod), 2446 nucleotides long. Its product is annotated as low-density lipoprotein receptor-related protein 6-like. Gene Ontology annotation, biological process: Wnt signaling pathway involved in somitogenesis; receptor-mediated endocytosis involved in cholesterol transport; canonical Wnt signaling pathway. NCBI's taxonomy places the organism in Eukaryota, Metazoa, Chordata, Actinopteri, Perciformes, Nototheniidae. Gene Ontology annotation, molecular function: protein binding. The record is from RefSeq and is a predicted model, not a curated record.
GUGAUGAGCAUGGACGGUUCGGGGCGGCAGGUGUUGGUCGAGGACAAACUCCCUCACAUCUUCGGCUUCACGCUGCUCGGAGACUUCAUCUAUUGGACGGACUGGCAGCGGCGCAGCAUCGAACGCGUCAACAAACGCACGGCAGAGCGAGAGGUGAUCAUCGAUCAGCUGCCGGACCUCAUGGGGCUGAAGGCCGUCAGCGUGCACCUGGCCUCAGGAACCAACGCCUGCUCUGAGUUAAACGGCGGCUGCAGUCACCUCUGCCUCUUCACUCCUCGAGGAGUGAUCUGUGGAUGUCCCAUCGGUCUGGAGCUGGUCUCCGACAUGAAGAACUGCAUCGUCCCCGAAGCCUUCCUGCUGUUCUCCAGACACACGGACAUCCGCCGCAUCUCGCUGGAAACAAACAACAACAACGUGGCCAUCCCGCUGACCGGCGUCAAGGAGGCGUCCGCGCUCGACUUCGACGUCACCGACAACCGCAUCUACUGGACCGACAUCACGCUGAAGACGAUCAGCCGGGCCUUCAUGAACGGCUCGGCUCUGGAGCACGUGGUGGAGUUCGGGCUGGAUUACCCCGAGGGGAUGGCUGUUGAUUGGCUGGGGAAGAACCUCUACUGGGCGGACACGGGGACCAAUCGCAUCGAAGUAUCCAAACUGGACGGGCAGCACCGGCAGGUUCUGGUGUGGAAAGACCUGGACAGCCCGCGGGCGCUGGCUCUGGACCCGGCUGAGGGGUACAUGUACUGGACGGAGUGGGGGGGGAAGCCUAAGAUCGACCGCGCGGCGAUGGACGGGACGGGGCGUCUCACUCUGGUCUCGGACGUAGGGCGAGCCAACGGACUCACCAUCGAUUACGCUGAGCGGCGCCUCUACUGGACAGACCUGGACACUACACUCAUUGAGUCCUCCAACAUGCUGGGUGAGGAGCGGGAGGUGAUAGCAGACGACCUCCCUCACCCCUUCGGCCUCACCCAGUACCAGGACUACAUCUACUGGACGGACUGGAGCCAGCGCAGCAUCGAGCGCGCCAACAAGACCAGCGGGCAGAAUCGAACCGUGAUUCAGGGCCACCUGGACUACGUGAUGGACAUCCUGGUGUUCCACUCGUCACGGCAGGGGGGCUGGAACGCCUGCGCCGCCACCAAUGGGCACUGCUCUCACCUGUGCCUCGCCGUGCCAAUCAGCGGCUUCGUCUGUGGAUGCCCCGCCCACUUCCUGCUCAACGGAGACAACAAGACCUGCAGCGCCCCCACCUCCUUCCUGCUGUUCAGCCAGAAGACGGCCAUUAACCGCAUGGUGAUGGACGAGCAGCAGAGCCCCGACAUCAUCCUGCCCAUCCACAGCCUGAGGAACGUCCGCGCCAUCGACUACGACCCGCUGGACAAGCAGCUGUACUGGAUCGACUCCAAGCAGAACGUCAUCCGGAGGGCCACAGAGGACGGGAACCAGAGCAUGACGGUGGUGUCCAGCCCGCUGCAGGGUCCUGGUUCUGGUUCUGGUCCUGGUGGUUCUGGUCUGCAGAUUUACGACCUGAGCAUCGACGUGUUCAGCCGCUUCAUCUACUGGACCAGCGAGGUCACCAACGUCAUCAACGUCACGAGGACCGACGGCAGCCGAGUGGGCGUCGUUCUGCGCGGAGAGCACGACAAACCGAGAGCCAUCGUGGUGAACCCAGAGAGAGGGUACAUGUACUUCACCAACCUGCAGGAGCGCUCCCCAAAGAUCGAGCGUGCGGCGCUGGACGGGACGGAGCGAGAGGUUCUGUUCUUCAGCGGCUUGGGGAAACCGGUCGCUCUGGCCAUCGACAACGAGCUGGGGAAACUGUUCUGGGUCGACUCGGACCUGCGGAGGAUCGAGAGCAGCGACCUCUCCGGAGCGAACCGCAUCGUGAUGGCGGACUCGAACAUCCUGCAGCCGGUGGGGCUGACGGUGUUCGGGGGGCACCUCUACUGGAUCGACAAGCAGCAGCAGAUGAUCGAGCGCAUUGACAAGAACACCCGGGAGGGAAGAACCAAGAUCCAGGCGCGCAUCGCCUACCUGAGCGACAUCCACGCCGUGCACGAGCUCGACAUGCGGGAGUACAGUAAACACCCGUGCACCUGGGAGAAUGGUGGCUGCUCCCACAUCUGCAUCGUGAAGGGAGACGGGACGACCAGGUGCUCGUGUCCUGUUCACCUGGUGCUGCUGCAGGACGAGCUCUCCUGUGGAGAGCCUCCCACCUGCUCCCCUGAUCAGUUCUCCUGCAGCUCAGGGGAAGUGGACUGUAUUCCUCACGCCUGGCGCUGUGAUGGAUAUCCAGAAUGUGACGACAGCAGCGACGAGCAGAACUGCCCCGUGUGCUCCGAGGAGGAGUUCCAGUGCGACAGCAGGCAGUGCAUCCAGAUGAAACUCAGGUGCAACGGAGAGAAGGACUGCCAGGACGGGACCGACGAGAGGGAGUGUGAAG